Olea europaea var. sylvestris is the source of this 2347-nucleotide messenger RNA. Its product is annotated as dynamin-related protein 1E-like. Bases 163 to 2004 code for a protein of 613 amino acids. NCBI's taxonomy places the organism in Eukaryota, Viridiplantae, Streptophyta, Magnoliopsida, Lamiales, Oleaceae. Gene Ontology annotation, cellular component: membrane; cytoplasm; microtubule. The transcript is spliced from 15 exons. The record is from RefSeq and is a predicted model, not a curated record. Gene Ontology annotation, molecular function: GTPase activity; microtubule binding; GTP binding.
CGCCAUUUCCAGUCCUCCUGCUUAGUUUCCAAGUUUCUUUUUUUUUUUUUCCUUUCCUCCAAUUUUUGAAGAUUUUUUGUGCUUAAUAUUCAUAAUAAACUUCGAAUUUUGAUCAAGUAUCGUGAUUAUACGAAACAGAAAAAGUUUUGAAUUCACAUAACGAUGACUACAAUGGAGAGUUUGAUUGGAUUGGUUAACAGGAUACAGAUGGCUUGCACAGCCCUCGGCGAUUAUGGGGGCGACGAUGAAGCUUUUUCUUCCCUCUGGGAUGCCCUCCCUUCUGUUGCCGUUGUCGGUGGCCAGAGUUCAGGAAAGUCAUCCGUGCUGGAAAGUAUAGUAGGGAGAGAUUUCCUUCCACGAGGCUCCGGGAUUGUUACGAGGCGGCCAUUGGUGUUGCAACUACACAAGAUCGACGAAGGACAGGAAGAAUAUGCAGAAUUUGCACAUUUGCCAGACAGGCGAUUUACUGAUUUUUCCUUGGUUCGCAAGGAAAUUCAGGAUGAAACAGAUAGAGUCACAGGGAAGACCAAACAGAUUUCUCCCAUUCCUAUUCACCUCAGUAUUUAUUCCCCCAAUGUUGUCAACUUAACUCUAAUUGAUCUCCCUGGUUUGACCAAAGUUGCUAUUGAGGGACAACCUGAAAGUAUAGCACAAGAUAUUGAAGCUAUGGUUCGAUCUUUUGUUGACAAGCCCAACUGCAUCAUACUAGCUAUAUCUCCGGCAAACCAAGAUAUUGCCACAUCUGAUGCUAUUAAACUUUCCAGGGAAGUCGACCCGAUGGGUGAACGCACAUUUGGAGUGCUGACAAAAUUAGAUUUGAUGGACAAAGGAACUAAUGCUCUGGACGUUCUUGAAGGAAGAUCUUAUCGUUUACAGCAACCCUGGGUUGGAGUUGUGAAUCGUUCACAAGCAGAUAUCAACAGAAGUGUGGAUAUGAUACUUGCACGACAAAAAGAAAAAGAAUAUUUUGCCACAAGUCCUGAUUAUGGGCACUUGGCUAGUAAAAUGGGUUCAGAGUAUCUUGCUAAACUUCUCUCAAAGCACUUGGAAUCCGUAAUUAGGGCAAGAAUACCGAGUAUCACCUCAUUGAUUAACAAAACCAUCGAGGAACUUGAAUCUGAGUUGGACCACCUUGGAAGGCCUGUCGCUAUUGAUGCAGGGGCUCAAUUAUAUACCAUUUUGGAUCUUUGUCGUGCUUUUGACCGGAUAUUCAAGGAGCAUCUGGAAGGAGGCCGACCAGGAGGCGAUCGAAUAUAUGGAGUUUUUGACAAUCAGCUGCCUGCUGCGUUGAGGAAACUUCCACUUGACCGGCAUCUUUCGAUGCAGAAUGUGAGGAAAGUUGUUUCAGAAGCAGAUGGUUAUCAGCCCCAUUUGAUUGCUCCUGAGCAAGGUUAUCGACGGCUUAUUGAGGGAGCCCUAAAUUAUUUUAGGGGACCCUCUGAAGCGACGGUUGAUGCUGUACACUUCGUCUUGAAAGAACUCGUAAGGAAGUCGAUGGAGGAGUGUCAGGAGUUGAAACGGUUUCCAACUCUGCAAUCAACAAUAGCUGCAGCAGCAAAUGAAGCAUUGGAAAGGUUUCGUGAGGAUAGCAAGAAAACAGUCAUUAGAUUGGUCGAUAUGGAAGCUUCUUAUCUGACAGUUGAAUUCUUCCGGAGGCUUCCGCAGGAAGUGGAGAAAGGGGGAAAUCCAGCUGCUACAACUGUGGAUCGCUAUUCAGAGGGCCAUUUUAGGAGGAUCGGGUCUAACGUAUCAUCUUAUGUGAACAUGGUAUUAGAGACUCUAAAGAAUUCGGUUCCCAAGGCAGUGGUUUAUUGUCAAGUUAAGGAAGCAAAACAGUCUCUACUCAAUCACUUUUACACUUAUAUUGGGAAGAAAGAGGGUAAGCAACUCGUGGACUUGUUGGAUGAAGAUCCAGCACUGAUGGAAAGAAGAUUGCAAUGUGCCAAAAGGCUUGAACUGUAUAAGAAAUCAAGGGACGAGAUUGAUUCAGUAUCUUGGGUUUGAUGAAGCUAACACCCGAUUUAUGCAAUAAUUGAAUUCGCGAUUGAAGGGUAAUUCCAUCUUCUUGAUUAUCUAAAGAUAUUCUCAUUUUUGUCCAGUUCAUUUUUACCUGUUUUAGACUUUGAUGGUAGGUUUUUGUAUACCUAACAGUUGUGCCUAUAACUGAAACUUGCAGCCAAGUGCAUUGUAGUUUUGUAAUUUCAUAUGUUGGCAGUGAAAAUGUUUUAGUACAAGAAACUAGUUUGUGAGUGUUGUACCUUCAAGCUUUUAAUUUUUUAUGGAUUGUGGCUUGGACACAUUUGUAUAUAGUUAUACUACAUUGAUGACCGAUAUAUAAUUUUGUACA